Molecule: messenger RNA, 2031 nt
Organism: Zootermopsis nevadensis
Lineage: Eukaryota; Metazoa; Arthropoda; Insecta; Blattodea; Termopsidae
Source: RefSeq, a predicted model, not a curated record
CCUGGUGAAUGGUCUGAGAAAUUCGUCCCAUUUCACGAGCAGUGCUCUUUGUUCUUUGAUGAACAGCCUUGUCCUGGAACACAGGUACAGAAGGCAGUGAUAAGUAAGAUACAUCAGAAGUUUAUUUGUGUUGUGGUUGCGGAAGGAGGAGGCGACAAAUACACGUUUCUGUGUUUGAAGACCUGCCAUGAAUAAGUGAAGAAUGGAGGGCUGCGACAACAUGCGAAGUCGAAUGAUUUUACAAAGAGAUUUAGCGGAAGUCACGUGACCGUAGCUGUCCUCUCGACCCCCAGGAUCUCCGAUUCUCUGGAUGGACUACAUUGUGGACUGAAAACCUGCCUGUUGGUUAUACCUCACGGCUUGCAAGACAUCAGAAUUUCUUUGGUUAAGAUUUCAUCAAAACUACACAUGUCGAGUGUGAAAUGGCUCUUAUUUCUGGAAAAUAACACUUCCUUAGAGGAGUUCUUUACCGACAUUAACAUCCCCUUCGACUGCGAGUUCCUGGUGGCUCAGCCAGAAGGUGGCCACGUCGUCGGUUUGACCGAAGUGUACCGUGUUAGCCCCAAACUUCCUCUGCAGACAUACCGUUUCGGCAACUGGACUCCUGAUGGCGGCCUUACCUGGCCAACAAUGAAACUUUAUGAGAGGAGGAACCAUCUUCACGGAAUUACCCUCAAAACAGGCGCUUUGCAGUCAUUCGUUUCCUUCAGAAAAAAUAAAGCUGUUUGGAACUCGAUAUCACAGGGAUUCUUCAUGAAGCUAUGGCCGCUAAUAAGACGGGAACUGAACUUCUCAAUUCACCUCUAUGGCAGUAAAGACGGCGACAUUACAGAGGGCUUCAUGACCCCCGACGGCUUUUGGACUGGGGUCUACGGCUUGCUUCAGAGGCGUGAAGUGGAGCUCGCCUUUUUGCCUAUCACGAUGACAUCCUCGAGGAUUGAUAUUAUGGACUUCACUGUACCAUUAAUGGAAAUGAGAACAUCAGUGAUCAUCAAGGAACCAGACUCGUAUGAAAUGCAGUGGAACUCAAUUUUGGUGCCAUUUACUUGGCAGCUCUGGAUUGCUGUUUGCGUUGUUAUGGUACUGCUUAUAGUUUGCCUGGCAACUACACAUCGGUUGAACUGUCACUAUGAAAACGUCGAGGAUAAGGAUUUCGGGUUCAUGGAAGCAAUUUUUAUUGUUUACGCUGCUUUAUGCCAACAAGGACACAGCGACACUCCCAACUCGACUUCCGUCCGAGCAGUCUUCGUGACGUCGUACCUGACCGGAAUGUUCCUCCUCGGUUGCUAUUCAGCAGCCUUUAUCACUCACCUCACGCUGAGGGACCCUGUUUUGCCCUUCACGGACUUCAAAGGGUUGCUCGAGGACGGCUCUUACCGGCUUGGCAUGGCUCUGAUCAGCGCUCAGCUUGAGUACUUCAAAAACUCAAGUAACGAACUACUGAGAGACAUCUACUGGAAGAUGAUUGCUCCACAUGAAGCAACUCUUGAACUUACCGAUUUUCCGGGACUACAGCGACUUUGUUACGACAGAAAUUACGCUCACUUAGCGUCUGAUUAUAUGCUCGUGUUGCCAGGAUAUUUACCACAGUGCAGCAUUACUCUGGUCCCACAAGCUUUCUACCCUGGGACGAUGGCACUCGCCACAGUGAAGAGAAGCCCUUAUCUGGGACUUCUGAAUUACAUGCUGCAGCGGAUGAGACGCCAUGGUCUCCUCAGGGGCCUGUACGAGCGAUUCCUAUUCAAACUGCGACUAGCCACUCAACAGGCCCAGGAGAAGAAGAAACUGUCAGUGGACCUAAGCGAUGUAGCGCCUGUCUUUCUCACCCUGGCGGUUGGAAUUGCCUUCUCAUUUGCUUUGUUCCUCUUCGAAUUCUACAUCAUGUGAUUUUCAUUGCGUGGACGAGGAAGUACGAGUGUUGUUUGAUUCUAAGGAAAAUACCAUUUCUUCGGCCGAGCGUCUUUAAGUAUGGCUCUAAAAUUUUAUUUAUGAUGAUAUAAUGUAUUAAAAUAAAUUAUCGCUUUACAGUCA